This is a messenger RNA of Pelobates fuscus (common spadefoot toad), 1604 nucleotides long. RefSeq names its product protein INCA1-like. The transcript has 7 exons. Gene Ontology annotation, biological process: negative regulation of cell population proliferation; negative regulation of cyclin-dependent protein serine/threonine kinase activity. The record is from RefSeq and is a predicted model, not a curated record. NCBI's taxonomy places the organism in Eukaryota, Metazoa, Chordata, Amphibia, Anura, Pelobatidae. Gene Ontology annotation, molecular function: cyclin-dependent protein serine/threonine kinase inhibitor activity; cyclin binding. Bases 515 to 1213 code for a protein of 232 amino acids. Gene Ontology annotation, cellular component: cytoplasm.
UGCCCAUAAUUAUUAUAGAGUUACCAUACUCACUGCUUGUUUUAUUUGGAGAGAUUUAGGAUAUACCUCUGCUCUUAACCCAUUAGGUCAUGCGUAAUGAUGCCCAGCUAACUUUCUCCCAAGAGAAUAUCUAGAAGGACUGUAAAGGCAUGCUCUGCAGAGUAGGUUUACACUGCCCAUUCCUCCUCUUCUUCCCACUGUAUUGGCACUGCCGCAUGGUGACCCGAGGACCACCCUGAAGAGAAGGAGGGCUCUACAAUACUGGAAAGCUGUGUGAAUGUUAAUACUUGGUGGGGACACUCAGACCAGGAAGAGCAAACAGACACAUCCACAGCUGCUAUACAACUACAACUCUCAUGAUCCUAUACUAUCCUUGAAUGUUUGAAAGCAGUGAAGAGUUUGUUUUAAUACAGCUGUACUAUACCGUAUAAAAAGAGUAAAUCACAGCACCAAGAAUCAGAUGGAAUAUGCCAUAUCAUGGAUUAUCUGAAGAUUUGGGACAGUCGUGAAGAGGAUGGAUGUUAACAUUAAUGACGACACUAUUCCUUUUGUAAAACGCUCACAGACAGUACACAGAUCUCCUGCAGAGCCCAUUCUCCCUAGUGCUGCAUUGUGUUCCACAGAGGAGCCCUAUGGGCCAGAAUUCUGGGCCAGACUGAUCAGGCAGCCUAGCAUCCAUUUUAUGAGGGAACAAACAGAUUUUAAGAUGAGCAGUUAUCCCGUGUGCAGAGAGGAGGAAGACUGGCGCAGCCUAUCUGUCUCAGGAUUAGAGACUCUCCCCUCUCCGGCUGAAUUAUGUAGAAAAAGGAGAAAGAAGAACAGCCAGCGUGUAACAGAGAGAAGAGUCUUGGCUGUCUAUCAGCAUCUCCAAGAGCUCAGGAGUAAACAGAGCAGCCUUGAACAGUUGAAGUCAUUGAAAUGGGGUGGAUAUGAGAAAUUAGAGAACAGAAGCCAGUCUGGAAUACAAAAUGUAGAAACCGACAGCAAUGUCCAAGAGAUGAAGAACUGUGUCACGUUCCUAGACAUGUCAUCUCGUGCAGAAGAUCAGCAGACAUGCUUCCCUAGAAGCUCCCCCUUACAUAGCAGGACCGGGGACACUUUUCCAUGGCUGAGCCCUGCGCGAGACACUCCGAGCAGCCCGUGGCUUGACGACGAAAAUAUGGCUGGGAGUCCGGACACACAUUGGUUGUGUGAAUUUUUGGAUGAGGAAUAAUCAGACGCUCACCCCACUACUAACAUUUUUUAUUGCAGCCACGUCAGCAUGUCUACUAACCACUAGUUAGACUAGUUAUACAUUUAUAACCGCUAGUUAGACUUGUUACACAGGUUUAAAUAUUAGACAACUUAUAUGAUUUUAAACACUAGUUGGAUUAGUAAAGUGUUUUAAAACAUUAUUCAGAGAAGUUAUAUAAUUCUAAACACUUGUUAACUAGGUUAACACAAGUUUAAUAAAGUGAUUGUAUGUAAGUUAUAAUUAUAUAUGCACCUUGCUUCAGUCUCAUUGUAACGUGAGAGUACAGGUUGAAAAAGACAAGUCCAUCACGUUUAACCUUUCACACAUUACUGAUGUUGUUUGAAAUAAAGAUAAAACUAUUUUAAAUUAA